Nematolebias whitei (Rio pearlfish) is the source of this 1714-nucleotide messenger RNA. It is a transcript of the gene dipk1aa, whose product is annotated as divergent protein kinase domain 1Aa. The record is from RefSeq and is a predicted model, not a curated record. Bases 207 to 1493 code for a protein of 428 amino acids. The transcript is spliced from 6 exons. Lineage: Eukaryota; Metazoa; Chordata; Actinopteri; Cyprinodontiformes; Rivulidae.
UUUUCUUGAAAAUCUGCUGCUGCUGCUGCGAACAGGCGAACAGCGAAAGUACAACAUGGAGUUGAUUUAAAAACAACAUAAGAAGCAGACCGUCCCGGGCACCCCGGUCUUAAAGAGCGGACAAUGUCUGUCUGUUCGUGUCGCUUGAUGUAGGAUUCCCGUGUGCUUUUAAACAUAUCAGCGUAUUGAGAUGAUCUAUUUUUGCGAUGGCGAAGGGUCUGCUUCCACGAGCCUGGGUGAAAAAGUCAUUCUUCUUUCAGGCUCGGAUCUCUUUUGUGCGGGUGAAGUACCUGUUCCUCACGUGGCUGACUGUGCUUGUGGGCAGCUGGGUGCUCUACGUGCAGUACUCUACCUACACAGAGCUCUGCAGAGGACAUGAGUGCAAGAACGCCAUUUGUGAUAAAUACAGGAGAGGAAUCAUCGACGGCUCGGCCUGCACCAGUCUGUGUGACAAAGAAACACUUUACCUGGGCAGGUGUCUGUCAACCCUAACAAAUAACCAGGUGUACACAGGAGCCUGGGGGGAGCACAGUGGGAUAAUCCACUGCAGUCUGGGGGAGGUGGUGCACUACGAGCUGGGAGAAGAACCAGAGCCACGAAGAGAAACCCUUAUGUUUGACAAACCUACUAGAGGCACCUCAGUGGAGAAGUUCAAAGAGAUGGUCUUCAAUCACCUCAAGUCCAAGCUUGGAGAGCAUGCCAACCUUGCUAGCCUUGUGAGUCAGAUCCUGUCUGUCGCCGACGGCAACAGAGAUGGACGGGUCUCAUUACCAGAGGCCCGCUCAACAUGGGCCCUACUGCAAAUGGAUGAGGUCCUGCUGGGCCUGCUGCUCCAGGACCGUGGACACACUCCUCGCCUUCUUGGCUUUUGUGGAGACCUGUAUAUGACGGAGCGGGUCCCCUAUGGGCCUCUGUACGGGUUCUCACUGCCCUGGCCUCUUGUUUCCUGGGUGCCCGGUCGUUUGCAGCGCACCAUGGACCAGUGGUUCACCCCGUCGUGGCCACGCAAAGUUAAAAUUUCCAUGGGGCUGCUGGAGCUCGUGGAGGACAUCUUCCACGGCACCUAUGGCAGCUUCCUGAUCUGUGACUUUGCUGCAGCUCACUUUGGAUACACCGACCGCCACGAGCUCCGUCUGACCAACACACGAGUGAUGGUUCCUGAAAACGAGUUCAGACGCAGCGUGCGAGUCUUGAAGUGCGAGUCGGAUGCCGACUGCGUGUAUGGCGUGGACUGCAGGACAUCGUGCGACUUGUUGGAGAAACGGUGCAGGGAGGAGACCGUCCAGCCAAACUUGGCCAAGGCGUGCAGGACACUGAAGGACUACUUGCUGCGUGGGGCGCCUUCUGAGAUGAGAGAGGAACUGGAGCGGCAGCUGUACGCCUGCAUGGCUCUCAGGGGUAACGCUGGACAGAUGAACAUAGAGCACUCACUUAUCCUCAACAACCUGAAAGCUCUGCUGUGGAGACAGAUCUCACACACCAAGGAUUCGUGACGAGGAGACGAUGUCCCCCUGAUAUCAUGCUAAUCCUUCAGGUAGAGCUGAAAGCAAAAGAUGCUGUGAUUACUGGUUAAUGAAGUUACUUAUGUCAACUUCUAACUAAAGAUGGUGGUCCUACCUCCUCUACUCUAAUCCAUAAGUUUAGGGCCUAAAAAUCAUCUUGUACUUUUAUAAGAAUUUUACUGUACGUUCAUUAAUCUUUUCUAAAACUAUUC